AUACUCUGCGCACCUCCUCGCCGGCUGUCGAACAUGACCAGAAGCUGACUCUGGUCUCGCAGACUCGUAGUCGAGUUGCUCUCAGCUCCCGUGCGGUGACAGAGAGGAGGAGCAGGAGACGCGCGUCCAACAUCAGCAGCAUCUUUGCGCAUUGGAGCUUAUGGAUUAUUGAGAAGUGGAGGCCGGAUCAAAUAUUUAUAAGGACUUUUAAAAAGAGGGAAAUUGCAGAGAUUCACCCUGCUGUUGCGUUCACGGACCGGAGAAGCGUGCGCCCGCCUCCAGUGAGGAGAAGCCCGGUGCUGCAGCACUCAUCACGGGCGUAAAGAUGACUUGCUGACGGACACCCCUCCUUCUCCCUCCUCAUCCCCUCCUCCUGGACAGACGGACGCACCGACCCCUGCCAUCCUCUCACUAAUAUGCGAUGGUUUUUUGUGCAGAAGCCGACAGCUGCCGCGUACCGCCGACUUCACGCUAGCGCCGCCGCAUGCCUGUCCGCCGCCGCCGCUCCUGUCCCCGCGCCGCGCGGCAGACCACGCCACACCAAGAGGAGCGCUCCGGGCUUUUUGACGGCGUGUGGGGCGGGCGGCAGCAGCGAGGACCCCGCGCCCGCCUGUGAGGAACCGGGGGAGGUGAAAAGCGCCGCUGCGGUUGCCCUUCUCCUGCCGCGCGGGGACGCCGUCGACGCGGAGUGCGCGCGGCUCCUGCUUCUGCUCCCUGGACUCGUGGAGGAGCCGGGCGAGAAAGCGGGUGAGCAGUCGAGCUUCCGGCUCUUAUUACUGUCUAUGGUGCAGACUGGGGCAGCGGAGCAGCGCCGAACUGAGUCCUACAGCUGGCCAGGACUGCUGGCAUGCAAACAGGGGGGCGGAGCAGCCCCCGUGCGGUGGGUGAAUUUUAGGCUGCCGCAUCCGGAGCGUCUCUUAUUCCCCACCUCCACCUCCUCCUCCCACGUCUCAGCCAAAUCCAUGCGGUUUAUUUGGAACAACAUUUUCAGCAAAGGAUCGCAUAUGCUGCAGUGUCUUUGUGGCAGGAGCCUCAAGAAAAACAAGAACCCAACUGAACCACAGCUGAAGGGCAUUGUGACGAGGUUGUUCUGCAGGCAGGGAUUCUAUCUCCAGAUGGGCCAGGAUGGAAGUCUGGAUGGGACCAAAGACGACAGCACCAACUCAUCCUUGUUUAACUUAAUUCCUGUGGGUCUGAGAGUUGUGGCCAUCCAAUCUGUCAAGACUGGUCUCUACAUUGCCAUGAACGGCGAGGGUCACCUUUACUCAUCGGAGCUCUUCACCGCCGAGUGUAAAUUUAAAGAGUCGGUGUUUGAGAACUACUACGUGAUCUACAGCUCCAUGCUAUACAGACAGAAGGAGUCGGGCCGGGCCUGGUUCUUGGGCCUAAAUAAAGAAGGGCAGGCAAUGAAGGGCAACAGAGUCAAAAAGACCAAACCAGCAGCACAUUUCCUGCCCAAACCGAUAGAAGUUGCAAUGUACAGAGAGCCUUCGUUGCACGACGUUGGAGAGGCAGUGCCUAAGGCUGCUGGUGCCCUGCCCUCUAAAAGCACAACGGGUGAACCGGUAGUCAUGAACGGUGGCAAGCCCGUGAGCAAACCUGACAAGGAACAGACAUAACCCCGUCCGCUUUGAUCCUCAGAAGCCACCACCUGCAAAACCCUCCCCACUGCUGCGCUCUCUGUGAAAUGUGGAACAUCCUGACUGGUCAGCAGUGGGGUCCCAAUGGACAUGGAUUUUGGGGUCCAGCCGACGGAAAUAAGCUGCAGAGAGUGGUGAUUUGGAAACCACAUCGACUGUUAGUGAAGCCUACAGAAACAACAACGAGAGAAAUAUCCACUUUUUGUCACUUUGUUUUGGUCACUCCUGACGCACGUGCAUUUAGACCCCAAAACGCUGGGCAGUUUGCACUGGAAUUCUGUUCUGAACAGGCCUAAAAUGUCUGCUUUCUCCUGCAGUUUCUCAUUUGACUGUUAACAACCUAGCAUGUCUGCGUGCUCAGCUAUGGGUUAGAGCGAGCCAGUGUUCAGCGUCUCUUGUACAGAUCCACGUGCUAAUUUUGUUUCUACCUCUUUGUCUGAUUUGAAAACCCAUUUAUGAGUAGUGAAGCCCCCAGAAGGCUGUGGAUUGAAAUACAAGUUGGACAGUUCCUUCGAAGUUUAUAGCAAAGCUGAGUCGGGGGUGGAGUAGCUGCGGUAGUGUUUACAUGCGGUCGCUGAGCAGAUGUUGGUGGAGAAUUUUCGGAUUUCUGAAGCCUUCCCACUACUUGAAACGAAAGGGAGGAGUAAGGAUAUUCAUGAACAGGGUAGCAAAAGUGACCCCAUCAAAGUGCAUGACACAUGCACCAAAUCUCUGCUCCAUCAAAGUACUAGACUGAAAAACAAAAUGCAAGUUUGCCCGUGAGCAGACUUGUUUGAGUGGUAGCGUGUGGGUGCAGGGGAGCCAGCAGAUUCCAUUUUAGGAUGUUGAAUGUAGCAGAGAAGGAGCACUGGGUCUUAUCUUGGGCUCAGAUAAAACAUGACCCACAUGGAGGAAACCAAAAUCUAUGGUCUUGGCUCAACUGGUCCUCCUUCAUCACACUGUGAAAGAGGUUUAAAGAUAGGUCGUCUGUUGACCACGUUGCCACUCCAAUCUGUCCGCCGAUGUGUGAGCUGCAUCUUGGGGAACCGGAUAUAAUGCAACAGGGACUGGUGAGCUUCAUUGUUUACAGCCCCAGAAGCACAGGCAGAGGACGCUUCAUUUCUAAAUCAUGUUACUUUGAGAGUUCAGUUGAGCCGCUGCUGUGAUUGCGCAGGUUGCUGACUGGCUUCAUUUUCCUAGAGCCCUGUAUCAGGGGGGUGGUUGCUAACCGACGUGAUGCAUUGAGCCCUAGAUACCUGGCGAUGACGGCUGCCGGUGACCGUCUGUGAAGGGCAACAUUUGCUCACCCGCGGACACUGGAGCUACAACAGAUGUUUACACAAAAGAAUCACGCGUUCCCAUUUCAGCUGAGACGAAUGUUGAGAAGAUUACUCAGCAUAUCUAGGGCUCAAUGACAAGGCAGCAACACAAAUAAAAACAUGAGGGUUCUUACAUUUGCACUAUUGUCUUUGUGUGAUGAGCUCAUGACCGAGGGUGUCGUUGUUCUCAUCCGUUCCUCAGAGGCGCGCUGACCUUAUAUCGGACGUCAGGUCAGUGACCGAGGGUUAGGAAUCAUGGAGCUGCACAGGGAUUGAAAACGUGCUCCUCAAAGUCGUCGGCGGAGACGAGGGGCGGAAAAUCGGGCGCCUUUGAAAAUCAAACCAAAUAUCUUCUCACUGUGACGGUCAACAUGGCACCCAUCUGUUCUGGACGCCGAUCCGCUCCAACAGCCAGAAUUUGUGUUUACUCGUCCGUGUUUGACAGCAAGACUAGACGCCAAUUGAAUCCUCAUCAAGUGGUCUGGGAUAUGAAUCGCGUGAAGCUGCAUUAGUGUCAGAAACAAUGAGGGAGACACCAGCGCAGCACUCCAGCCGCUCGCCACUAUCAACACAGGCUGCUUCUUCUGCCUCCCAAAUCCAACUUCAACUGUAAGGACUUAAUGAGAUCCCCGAUCUCUGAAGAUAAACGACCUUCACUGACAUUUGCAGAAUUACACACAAUCACGGCACCACUGCGUCGACAGAAAGCAAAUGAGUCGGUGUAGCAACAGGUCCUGUCGUCCUCCGACUCCAGACCAGACAAUAAAGUUGCUUUAGCUCUUUUUAAAGGUAGUUUUUUUUUAAUUCAAGGAGCACAGAUUAGCACUUAAACUCCUCCAGCUCCUCAUGUGCUAAAUUCACGUCUGAUUCUACUUUAUUUUAUUUUAGUAUUCUAUCUAUUAUUAUGCCUGGCACUAAGCCAACACGUAAUAUUUUGGAAACACUAAGUAAUAAUCAUUUUACUGCCUCAAAACAAUGGAGAGUUAGCAAAGGAUUUUCUGAUAACACAAUAAAUAGACAUAAAAGUUCCUGACCAAUCAUGAGCCAGUGAUGAACUCUGCUUAUCGAUAUAUAUAAAUAGUUGUAACAUGAACACAUUUAAUGGCCUCAAAACACAAGAUCAGAGGAUUAGACGUUGUUACUAUUAUGAUUCUUUGUAUAUAAUAAUAAAAUCAGUCAGUGUUUACUAGGAUAUCAGCCCCAGGCCUCCAGUACUGCUCUGUGAUGACUGAAGGGAAUCGUUGGAGGGUUCCUCUGUGUCACACAGCUGUCUUCGAAGUCUCCUUGUUCAAUGUGUUGCUGCUGUCCAAUUGUCCGAACCUGUGGCCGGUGCCGGGUGGUAGUGUGGUAGAAUCUAUGUGAGUGCCUCAUAUCUGCAGUCAGGUUUCCAAACUGUCUUUUGUUAUUUGAAGGAUUAAAAACCAACAAGCAGGAAGUCAAAACGUUUCCUCUCUUGUGUGACUCGCGUUUGAACUGUGCUGCCGUCAGCGAUGGAAAGUCAUGUGAUUACUUUAAUAUCUCUGUAACGAAAAGUCGUCGAGCAGAGCAAAUGAUUGGAGUGUGUCAAAUUGAUAUUUUACACGGAAAUCCCUCACUCUUUUUUUGCAAUUUUGAACCUGAUAUUAACCGUAAUCUAAAGUAGCUUCAAAGCUAAUGUAGCACUUCACACCUUAAAAUGCUUUUCUAAAGUAUGAAGCAAAUUACCUACGAAAAACAAUUGAUCCCAAAAAAACUCAUGCAGUAGCAAACUAGUGUUGAUGUUUUUGCAAGAGGAAAUAGAAUACAGAACAAGUUAGCUGCUAAGGUUUGCCACAUUCAGCCUCCAGGAGUAACAAUCGCAUCAAAGGCUGACUCACUCUUAGGCUGCUGUUUUAAGUACAGUGAGUGUGUCAAGACAGCCAUGCCGUAAAUUAUUACACAUUAUCCUUGAUCUGCUAGAAUUCUGCUUCAGACUUUCGCUCCCUCAGCCACUUCAGCGUAGAGAAAGAGACAGCUACAAGUCGCAUCUAACAUCCACCUUGGUCCUCCUCGUGGUCUCUUGAGAGACUGGAAGAAAGAAGGACGCACUUUCUGAGCUCACCUGCAACAGGUGUACGGAAUCUAGAGCAGUGUUUUUUUUAUAUGUUACCACUUGUUUCACUCCUCUGAGAGCUGAAGGAAAUUCUCUCUUUUCUGCACCAAUGGGACAGACUUGUGUGCCAGCUAUUUCCUGUCACACAGACGCCUCUAGGAACCACACUUUAAGGGCUUGUUGUGCUCACACUUUGUUUUGGUUCAUCCAAAUCAGAAGAAACGGGUUCCUGGCUGCGACCUCAGACUCAGCGAAGGGAGCGUUUCCAGGCUGCUAAUCACGCUUCAGACGUGGAUGGUACAAUUACUGUCAGCGUCUCCAGAGAGCUUCUCCUGCGCUGGUGGCUGGCCAGGAUCCCGGGCUACAAUUAUGGGAUGUCUGGCCGCGAGCUGGGCGCAGCAAAAGAGCGGCGGACUUAAUUAGGUGCCUGCAAUCGUGACAUUCUGGGUCACUUCCACUUUCCAUCGUGCAAACAUGUCAGGAGCACAAGGAGCCAAUCCACUGUCGCCUCCCUGCAGCGCCCCAAACACACUUCAGUGGUAGCUUCGCAAAUGCUGCACUUGUUGUCACAGAGAUGUUACAUGUAAUUACAUUCUUCAUUCUCAUUUUUUUUUUUUCAGAAUGUUCAGUCACUUUUGUGACUGAAUGCUCAGUUUUCCCUUCGCUGUUUGAGUCCCACCUGCAGAGGUGCAUGGUCCGAGAAGAGGGGAGCUGGUGGGCGGAGCUAGUGCAUGUGGUUGUGUAGGCAACGUUUUAACCAUGACAUUUACGGAGUAGCAGCAGUCAGAUUUGUGGAGGUAGUUGCUGCUGGGUUACGCUACGAGCAUUUUUGACACAGCCGAUCCUGGUCAAGCCAUAUUGAAAAUAUGAACAAACCAGCGGCCUCUAGGGCGGCGGCGUUGUGUCCGGUGUAACCGGUGGCUGACGCGGCAAGUGUGACUGAUGCUAACGUUCAACAUACAGCUAGCCUACAUGCAUAUAUAUAUUAUGCAAACGGAUUUUGUCUGCACUGUGCGAAAUGUGUCCAAUCAGUUGUAUACACACUGAAAUGACCAAUAUUGAAUAAA
This is a messenger RNA of Synchiropus splendidus (mandarinfish), 6076 nucleotides long. RefSeq names its product fibroblast growth factor 14-like. Gene Ontology annotation, biological process: regulation of cell migration; positive regulation of gene expression; cell differentiation. Lineage: Eukaryota; Metazoa; Chordata; Actinopteri; Syngnathiformes; Callionymidae. The transcript is spliced from 5 exons. The coding region runs from base 417 to 1619 and encodes 400 amino acids. Gene Ontology annotation, molecular function: growth factor activity; fibroblast growth factor receptor binding. Gene Ontology annotation, cellular component: cytoplasm. The record is from RefSeq and is a predicted model, not a curated record.